UGAAUUCAGAUGCCAUCCGAAGUUCAAAAAAACCCGGUGAUAUGUAUGUAGUCCCAGACCUGUGCAACCUUCUACAGUUCAGUUCUUUUUGGCUUCGCCUCUCAAAACCAUUCUGCUCAUUCUUUUCUUCUUUUGGCUAUGUCUUUAUUCUUCUCUUCCUUCGUCACCCAUUGCAGUUUCUUCAACACAUGUUGGAGAAUUGAGACAGGAUCCGCUAGUUGGGGUCUUCAGGGGUUCUUGUCUGAGGAGAAAGAAAGAAUCAUCGAGAUCAUGGAAUUGGUAACCUCGUCAAGGUUCAAUAAAGCUGUUGAACCAAUGGAAACCCCAAUUGGUUCCUUUGUCAAAGAAGACGCGAUGGGAACAGGGGGGCAAUCUCUCGAUGGGUCCAACAGAAGGAAAGCGGAACAAUGUUCUAGUGCCAGUUGCCCUGUCCCGCCCUUCCCAGUUCUGCUUCUUUCCGUGCCCAAGAAACAGAGAUCUAACCCAGGGAAACCCCUGAUAAUCACUACUGGUAGUGGUUUUCUCAAAAAAUUUGGAGCCCCUGUUCUUAAAGAUUUUGAAACGAGAUUCUCUGAUGCUGAGCUUGUAGAACGUAAGAGGAACAAGAGUAAGAAACGCUGCCGUGAGAGUGAAGAAAGUGAAGAGGAAAUGCUGAGUAAACCAAAGAGGCACAAGGACGGAAAGAUUGAGAAUAACAAGGUAAUGGCACAACUUGCUGAAUGGGGUUUGGUGCCUCCACCAAACAUGCCAACUGAAUUCAAGAAUUUGAUUGAAGAGAUGGGUGGUUCUGAAGAGAAGUUGCUGAUACAGAAUUAGGUGAUGGCAGAUUUUCUUACAGAGGAGGAAGAAAGGAAGCUGGAUGAAAAGGGGCUGAAUGUUGAGCUGAAAGAACCAUGUCUGAAGAAAUCAAAAAUCCACCUGACCAAGUGGAAUAUGAAAAAUUCCAGAGUGUUUGUGUUUAAUGAGCAGUGGAAUUCAGUGGUAGAUGGGAAUCAGUGCACACUGAAGAAGAAUGCAGUGGUGCAAAUUUGGUCAUCCGGACAGCCCCCAAAUCAGAGCUCUGUUUUGCCAUGAUCAAGAUUAAGAUGGAGAUGAUUAUUAAGGUCAGAUUAGAUAUGCUUGGAAGUGGGAAAUUUUUUGGUAAUUGCUAAUAUUGUUAGAGGAGUCAAUUAUGGUAACCCUUUAGAUGAUUAAGGUCAGAUUACUUGGGGGGAAACAUUUGUCUCUUUUUUUUUUCUUUUUCUUUUUUUUUUUUGCAAUUCUUUUGGUCUUGAGAUAUGACCUGUAACAUGUUCAGAGUAACCUUUUUGAAGUGGGCAAUGCUUUAGUUUAUUCAGCUUAUAAAGAUGAAUCUCAUCUCUGUUGUUUGGUUACUUUAACCUUUUGUAACCUGGAGGCAUCACAUAUUUUGUGAAUCUUUUGAGGUUAAUAUCAAGAGUUGUACUUACAUUUUUUUAGAAUGAUCAUUAUAGUCCUUGUAGUUUAUUUUUUGUUUACUAUGAUUUUAGUGGAAAGAAGUCAUCUUCUCAGCUUCAUAUCAUAGUUGUCACAAUUCUAUCCCUCAACUUAAACAGUUAACAAAAGUAAUGGUAUAAC
Messenger RNA from Rubroshorea leprosula, 1596 nucleotides. Lineage: Eukaryota; Viridiplantae; Streptophyta; Magnoliopsida; Malvales; Dipterocarpaceae. The record is from the annotation of a GenBank genome assembly.